GCCCCCCUGGCGGCCCGCGGCGCGGGCUGGGGGGUCCCCGAGCGGGGCGGCGCCCUGCGCAGAAGGGGGUGUCGCGUCGCGCGUCUUCCCGAGGUCCCCGAGGCCGCGGCGCUCCUGAGCCCAGCCUUCCGGGGCGUCGGGCAGGGUCCGCCCCCGCCCCACCGCGUUCUCCGGGACUUUGGAUGGGCCGGCCUGCCCGGAAGCGGCCUGCUGAGUCACGCACUGCACUUUUGCCGGGCGCUGCUUGUGACCUCGAGUGAUUUCAACUUAAAAGUUCUGGAGGACACGUGUCGGCGGCAGGACUUCAACCCCAGUGAAUAUGAUCUGAAGUUCCAGAGGACUGUGCUUGAUCUCUCUCUCCAGUGGAGAUUUGCCAACCUGCCCAACAAUGCCAAACUAGAGAUGGUGCCCGUGUCCCGGAUCCGCGAGGGGCCAGCGAAAAUGGUUCGCAUUGCUCUACAACUAGAUGAUGGCUCCCGGUUGCAGGACACUUUCUGUUCAGGCCAAACCCUCUGGGAGCUUCUCAGCCACUUUGGACAGACCAGAGAGCACCUGCAGCAGCCGGGCGAGGCGACCCCUGUCUGUGUGUACAUGAGGGACGAGGUGACUGGUGGAGCGGCCCUGCAGAGCACGACACUGCAGUCACUGGGGCUGACCGGGGGCAGUGCCACCAUCAGGUUUGUCAUGAAGCGCUGUGACUCUGCAGGCAAGCAAGAACCUGGGACCGUGGGGAGCGAGACCCCAGGAAGCCCAGCCGUCUCUGCAUCGGCCACCCAGGCCACCGGCAGCCCUCUGCUCCCCUUAAAAUCAGAGGAGCUCAGCAGGGGUGGCCUGAGCUGUCGGGAUGAUGCAGGCACCUCAGGGACCAGCCCCACGGGCAGCUCAGAGCCAGGAGACGCUCCAGCACAUCAGAGCACAAAGGAGCCUGUGCCCACCCCCUUUGUUCCUUUCUCUGGUGGGGGGCAGCGACUGGGGGGCCCUUCCCAGGCCUCAAGGUCUCUAGUCUCACCUUUGGCCAAGUUGCCUAAGUCCUUCUCCAGCCCCGGAGGUCCCUCCAAACCCAAGAAGUCAAGGCCUGGGGAGGAGCCCCAGCAGGAGCCCGUGGACCGAGACCCUGUGGUGUGCCACCCCGACCUGGAGGACCUGCUCCAGGCCUGGCCAGCAGAGCUACCUGAUGAGUUCUUCGAGGUGACUGUAGAUGACGUGAGGAGGCGUCUGGCCCAGCUCAAGAGCGAGCGGAAACGCCUGGAAGAAGCCCCCUUGGUGACCAAAGCCUUCAGGGAAGCUCAGAUGAAAGAGAAACUGGAGCGCUACCCAAAGGUGGUGCUGAGGGUCCUCUUCCCUGAUCGCCACAUCCUGCAGGGCUUUUUCCGCCCCAGCGAGACAGUGGGGGACUUGCGAGACUUCGUGCAGAGCCACCUGGGGAACCCCCAGUUGCCGUUCCACCUGUUUGUUGCUCCCCCCAAAACCAUCUUGGAUGACCACACGCUGACCCUCUUCCAGGCAAACCUCUUCCCCGCUGCCCUUGUACACUUUGGAGCUGAGGAACCAACAGGCCUCUACUUGGAGCCCAGGCUGCUGGAACACACCAUCUCCCCUUCUGCAGCGGAUGUACUGGUGGCUAGGUGCAUGUCCAGGGCCACCAGGUCUCCCCUGCCACUGCCAACCCCUGGCCCUGUGCCUCUGGAGUCAGAGCCAGCUGCUGAGGAGGGGGCACUGGGACCCCCUGGACCUCUCCCAGGGGCAGUGCAGCCCAUGAGGAAGAACCCGGGCAAGGUGCCCAAAUGGCUGAGGCUGCCAGCUGGCAAGAGGUGAGAGCUGCUGUCCAGGAGCUGCAGGACCCCGCCCCGCCCCGCCCCGCGCAGGAAUAAAGACGCUUCUCUCAAGGCCUUCCGUCCUCCUUCCUGCAGCAAAGGCCCCACAGACCUCUGUCCCGCUCGCUCAUCCACUGUGAUCAGCUGGUCCCAGAAGCCUGGCUGGACUGGUGUGGCCCUGUGUUCCUGCUGAGAAGGGCUCUGGUGUCCCCUGCAAAAGGUCUGGGCAGGCCAGAGCCCUGGGCUCAGUGGCUGUCCCCCUGUUGCACCUAAUGAACUGCAUUACUCUGCUAGAAGAGGAGGAGGAAGUAGGCCGCUCCCCCACCCCCACAGGGCCCUGGGCAGGCCUGCUGUGAGGUCUUUGGUGACCCUGCCUUGUGCCCCCAGCCUGACUGGGUAGCCAGUUCCAGCACUUCCACUCGUUGGAGCCCUUGUGUCACCACCAGCCAGCCUGUCCCUGCAGGUCUCCUCACCUCCAUGGACACCCACCUGCUGAGAGGGCACAUGGGCGCUCAGAGCAGCUCUGCCUACCCAGCUCCUCCUCAGGCUAGUGGGGCUUACUCCCAGGCCAGCUCCUGCCUCCAAAGUCCCCCAAGGCUGCCCUGGGCCCCUGCAGGAGCAGAUGUCCCUUCUGCCUUGGGGCCUGACGUCACACCCUUCAAACCUGCCCAUCCCCACUAGACCCAAAACCCGCAGCUCCUUGAUUCUGAGACGGGAGCCCAGGAGGCCACAUCUGAUGCUGAGUGCCCAGUAGUAUGUUGGUGUCCCUGCCCUGUGUUCUGACAAAGUGGCUUUGGGUGCUCAAGGGAGGGGACUCCAAGUAGCCCUUCAGGGUGCUGCUGGAGGCAGGGACAGAAGACUCCAUAUGUCUCCUGAAUGCUGGCCCAAGUGGAGCUAGCUGGACAGAGUCUGAGCAAUGGGACUGCCAGACCUGUGUGGGACUCACAGCACUGCAUUGCUGAGGUGGGUAGGGGCAUGGCCUGCAGCUGACCUAUACUCUGCCUGCCUCUUCUUGGGGCCAAUGUCUGGGCAGGGAUGGGGGAGGCCCUUUUUCAUUUCAGCAUGGCCUUGAAGCAGGUUCAAGACCUGGAAGCAUCUGGUCUCUGGGUCCCUGUCAUCCUGGUACUGCCCACAGUCAGUAGGCCCAGGGAGAGCCUGAGGCCAGCACAUGGCAGUGCUCCUGGACGUGACUGCCUGCUGGUGGCAGCUGCUGUGGCCUGUGAAGGGCAGAGUAUGUUCUGGGAGAGCUGGCUGCUCUGGUUGUAGCUGGCUCAGCCCCUGGUGGGCAGUGCACACAUGCCAUUUGUUGACCACCCUGUCCUUCCUAAGGGCUGUGGCUUUGUUCUACCAAAAUGGAUGGAAGGGGACACGCAGAGUGAGGCUUUGAAGCAAUCUGAGUGAGUGAUCAGUGGCAACAAGGAGGCAAAGCCCGGGAGAAGAGAUGUUGAUUUAUUAGUGUGGCUCUGUAAGAACAAAUUGAUAGCCUGGGAGGCACCCUCCAGGGGAGGGCCAUGUGGUUAACAGGCUGCAGGUGGGCUUUGAUGCUGGGGUGGCCACCACACCCCAGGUGCUGGCAUGGCUGGGACAGGGAGGCAGGCCAGUCCACCUGUUCCCUGUACCUGCCUCUCUGACCCAGAGGCUGUCUCACUGGGCUGGGAGCCAUAGGGACAGGAUACGGGGGAGAGCAACAAGUGCUAGGUCCUUCGUCUUCUUCAAACACUGGAGGAGGCUCUUGGGAACCAGGUGUUAACACUUGUCACUCCACUGCAGACCUCUUAGUGCCACAAAAGACACAGGCCAGCUUUGCAAGGGCACUGGCUUCCUGGGGGUGGCCUCAGGAGGAUGAGUAGCCCUAGAAGUCCAGGAGCUGUUAAGGAGAAGGACACUCAGCCAGCCAACCAGGCACCCUCCAGGACCCACUGGACUGCCAGCCUGUACCCCACGUACCAGCUGAGGAAGCACCUUUUCCAGCUGGUCCACAUCCACAAGCGCCACGUCCUCUGCCUGGGCCUGGCGGGCCCCUCGGACAGCUGCCUCUGACGCCAAGGAAACGGGGGUGGG
This is a messenger RNA of Sciurus carolinensis (gray squirrel), 3875 nucleotides long. It is a transcript of the gene Aspscr1, whose product is annotated as ASPSCR1 tether for SLC2A4, UBX domain containing. The transcript is spliced from 16 exons. Gene Ontology annotation, molecular function: protein binding. The coding region runs from base 403 to 1815 and encodes 470 amino acids. The record is from RefSeq and is a predicted model, not a curated record. NCBI's taxonomy places the organism in Eukaryota, Metazoa, Chordata, Mammalia, Rodentia, Sciuridae.